Leptosomus discolor (cuckoo roller) is the source of this 1408-nucleotide messenger RNA. NCBI's taxonomy places the organism in Eukaryota, Metazoa, Chordata, Aves, Leptosomiformes, Leptosomidae. The record is from RefSeq and is a predicted model, not a curated record.
UGCUGUUGCUGAGGUUGAAGGAAUCAAACCCUUAGUAAAUACCUUGAACGCUCAGAGAGAUGGAGCCAUUGCUAAUGCUGCUACAGUGCUAACAAAUCUGGCCGUGCAGGAGCCAUUCCGCAUAAGUAUCCAGAGCCGUGGCGUUAUGACUGCGCUUGUAGAACCGUUGCGCUCAACCAACAGCCAAGUGCAAAGCAAAGCAGCGUUGGCUGUGGCUGCAUUUGGUUGUGAUGCUGAUGCAAGAACUGAGUUGAGAAAUGCAGAUGGACUGGGACCACUCACUGAACUGCUGCAUUCUAAGAAUGAAGAAGUCAGAAGAAAUGCCUGUUGGGCUCUUAUGGUCUGUGCAAGUGAUGAACUAACCACUGCUGAACUGUGCAGGCUAGGUGCUUUAGACAUCCUGCAAGAAAUUAAUCUAUCAACACGGCGCAAAAAUAACUUUAGUGAAGCUGCUCUGGAAAAGCUACUUGAUAACAAUCUUUCCCAAAAGUACAGCCAGAUGGGAUAUUUAUCAUCGAAUAAUAUCAUUACUGAUGGAUUCUAUGAUUGUGGUCAGAUAAAACGUGGAGUGAAAUUUUUAUCUUUGGAGGAACUGAGUAUGCAAGAGCUUACUGACCGUCGGGCCAUAAUCUUCAUUAAUGCCAAACCACAAAAAGAUCUUGCAGUAGAGGAGGAGGCACAAGAUUCAUCUUAUGAACAGACUAUCUUGUCGCCUUCUGUUUCAAGAAAAGGCAGUAAGGAAAAAGCAAGUUCAAUGGUAUCUCCAAUGGAGGAAAAGCAGGUGUUACCGCAACAAAGUUCACUUAGCAAAAGCAGCACUAGAGUAAAAGGCUUAAGAAAAGGAAAGGGGAAAAAAGAAGAGGAAAAAUCAAAAGAAGUUACUCAGAUUACAUCUAAAGUCCAGGAUGAAAUAAAUCCAGAAAAAUCACAUUGGCUACCACCACCUGACUUCAUUUUGCUGGAUUACAUUAAUGAUGCUUCUAAAACAAUUCUACCACUAAUUACUACCCGGGAACAGGUUGUGGCUCUUGCACGGUUUGUUGCAGACAAGAUGGGUGGCCCAAUUGAAAGAGACAAACUACGUGACUUCAGCUGGGAACUUCACAUAAGUGAAAUAGAGUUUGAACUGAAAUGCAACGUUGUGCCUGUCGGGAAAGUCAAAAAAGGGACGUUCUGCCACAGGGCUUUACUUUUCAAGGUGAUAGCAGACAGAGUUGGCAUUGGCUGCAGUUUAGUUCGUGGCGAGUAUAACAGAGCUUGGAAUGAAGUUAAAUUGGUUGAUGACUCUCCUCAAGGAAUAGCUGGGCUUCUGCUUCCUCCUCAAGAGUAUAUUGUAGAUCUAAUGUUUGAGCCAGGCUUUUUGAUAAAACAGGGAAGUGCAGAGGCAGAUCAGUACACACGUAUCUGA